Molecule: messenger RNA, 2271 nt
Organism: Trypanosoma grayi
Lineage: Eukaryota; Euglenozoa; Kinetoplastea; Trypanosomatida; Trypanosomatidae
Product: ubiquitin activating E1 enzyme
Exons: 1
Coding region: 1-2271 (756 amino acids)
Biological process (GO): autophagosome assembly; piecemeal microautophagy of the nucleus; protein modification by small protein conjugation
Cellular component (GO): phagophore assembly site; cytoplasm
Molecular function (GO): Atg12 activating enzyme activity; Atg8 activating enzyme activity
Source: RefSeq, a predicted model, not a curated record
AUGUCAGCUAGCACACCGGCAGAGAAGAGGCUAAAGUACAAGGAGUAUGCUCCGCAUAUUGAAGUGAGCUUUUGGUAUGAGCUCGAGCGCAGGAAGUUACAUGAAUGGCGGUUACAAGAGCCAGUUGUGCCAUUGACACUUUUUAACACACUGAACGCUGCGUCGUCUGCCACUCCUGCCAAUACAGUCUCAGUGCGGCGGGAGAGUUUAGGCAACGACGCCAUCGCCUUAUCUGCUGGAAUGAAGGCCAUUACUCCCUCAGCAACUGCCACAAAUGCAAUUGACGUGCCAUGGUCGAUUCCCACGCUUAUCACUGGGCAGAUGCAAAACUUCAACACUUACGAACAGCUACACCGUCUUUCCCGUCGGGAGGCGCUAUGGCGUGUGCUGCAGGACCUGCUGCUCACUCCACUGCUAUCAAGGCGUGGCUCUGAUGAUGAAGAGGAUCAUGAUGCUGCCGACACUGCAUCAGAGAAGGCGUGGGAAGAGAUGAACUUUGCGCUCGCUGCCCUAUUUACCUAUGUGGAUUUAAAGCAACACCGUUUCCACUAUGCUAUAGCGUUCCCCGUGCUCGACCUCGGAUCCCCUGUGUGCGUCAAACACCUCGUAAAGGGAGGCUACAAGGCUGCUGCCGCCAACAACGGCGUCACAUAUUUCCCUAGCCACGCGGCUGUCGAUUGCGUGCACGCGCAUCUGCUUGAAAGGCUGCGUCGGCACCCGGAGCGUGGGCCAAAUCCGUUCAUUGUUGCUUCUGGUAGCACAGGCAAUGUUAAUGAUGCUAAUGACGAAGUGGAAUUGUUAUUUCAUCCUUUCCUGCCUCGUUUCAUGAAGCCAGUGGAGGCGACACGGCUUGUCAUUGCGAUGGCGGACGUAUCCACCAUGGAUGAGUUCCCCGGCUGGGCUGCCCGCAACGUGAUUGGUGCGCUGCGCCUCGCCCAUCCGUCCACGACAUCUUUUGUGCUGUACUGUGUUCGCCACAAUGACGUGGCGCGUAGCGUCCUCUUUGACUGCAUCUGUGACCCAUUGGACUUUUCACUGAAGGGCGCAGCAGCAGCAGCAUCAUCAGAAGUAGGUGGCACAGUGAAGGCGGUUGGAUGGAGUGAACGUAAGGACGCUGCCUCACAUGUGCGCUGCAUCGAUCUAGGUGCCAUGAUGGCACCGGAGCGGUUGGCGGAGUCGAGUGCGCGACUGAAUCUGAACCUGAUGAAGUGGCGCAUGCUGCCGGAACUCCGCCUUGAUGAACUGGCGCGCUGCAGGGCGCUGGUGCUCGGAAGCGGCACCCUUGGCUGCAACGUGGCACGGCAUCUGUUGAUGUGGGGAGUCACGAGAAUCACUUUGGUCGACCGCGGCAAGGUGUCCUUCUCGAACCCUGUGCGACAAACGCUGUUUGAGAUGUCAGACGUUAUUAACCCACACGACGACGAGCGCAACAAAGCCAUCGCAGCUGCCAAUGCGCUUAAGCGCAUUCUUCCUACAGUGGAAGCCCACGGCGUGCCGUUGACUAUUCAUAUGCCGGGUCACCGCAUUGACGCGCCACGCGAGGCAGAGGCGAUUGCUGAAAUUGAAAAACUCGACAAACUUAUUCAGGAGCAUGAUGUGGUGUUCCUUCUCACGGACAGUCGCGAGGCACGGUGGCUUCCAACAGUGAUGGCCGCUGUGUACGACAAGCCUGUCCUUAACGCAGCGCUGGGGUUUGAUACGUACGUCGUCAUGCGUCACGGCGUUAAGCCAGGCAAAGGCAGCGGUGCCAGGCGUCUUGGGUGCUACUUUUGCAGUGACUUGGUUGCACCAAGGGACAGUAUAACGGCGCGGACGCUGGACCAGCAGUGCACUGUUACGCGACCUGGCGUGUCGGCGAUUGCAGCUGCGACUGCAUUGGAACUCCUAGCGCAGCUCUACAACCACCCUCUGGGAUUCGCAUGUCCCCCGUACACGGCAAGCGAGGUGCGAAACCCAGGGCAGAAGCAAGAUGAAAGCUCUGCUUCUGAGGAAACCAGUAGCGCGGAGUGUAUUCUCGGGACGAUUCCGCAUCAAAUUCGAGGGAGUGUUGCUGCGCAUUGCAUUUACACUCUUCACGGAUGCCAAUACGAAAUGUGCACCGCCUGCUCCGACCCUAUCUUGGAGGCGUACCGUACAGACGGUGCUAUUUUUGUGCUGCGCUGCAUUAACGAUCCACUGCACAUUGAGGAAGUCUGUGGAGUGAAAGCAUUCAAGGAGAAGUGUGACCUCGACGUCUGUGGCAGCUGGGAUUUUGACUCGCAGAGCGACUGA